Zerene cesonia (dogface butterfly) is the source of this 963-nucleotide messenger RNA. RefSeq names its product 28S ribosomal protein S15, mitochondrial (gene bonsai). Gene Ontology annotation, cellular component: ribosome. Gene Ontology annotation, molecular function: structural constituent of ribosome. The record is from RefSeq and is a predicted model, not a curated record. Bases 98 to 919 code for a protein of 273 amino acids. Gene Ontology annotation, biological process: translation. NCBI's taxonomy places the organism in Eukaryota, Metazoa, Arthropoda, Insecta, Lepidoptera, Pieridae. The transcript is spliced from 5 exons.
UUGACAUUUUAUUUUGGUCAUAUUGACCCAAGUGCAUAUUUUGAUUUGAAAAAAAUAUAUAUCAUAUUAAUUAUAUUUAACAACAUUUAUUGGCACAAUGUUAAAACGUUUUACGUCAUUGCUAAUUCAACAUCGAGGAGUUAAGCAGCUAGUGAAUGUGAAAUGGGUACGACCUGAAUAUGUACCUUCAUACAAACCUGAAAAAUCUGGAGAUUUAGAAGGUCUUCCAUCUGAUGCAGAUUCAUCGUGUGGCAUUGAUUAUGCUUUAAGUGAAGAAAUAAAGGAUGCCCCAGAGGAUGUAAAAAAAAUAUUUUCUAUUGCCCAUCUUGGCAGGAAGGAGUACAAAGAGUUUAUUAAGAAUGAUCUUAUAAACAGGGUCAGACGACAUAAAUAUGAUGAAUUCACAACUGAAACAAGAAUUGCGAGAAUGACCGGUCACAUCAGGUGCUUACAAGAGACCAUGGAAGAACACCCUCGGAAUAUUAAAGUGAAGCAAACCGUUCAAGAAAUGAUUGACAAACGAAAAAAGUUACUGAAAUUCUUAAGGCAAUAUGACUACAAGAAAUUUGAAUGGUUGUUAGAAAAACUAAAUAUUCAGUAUAAGGGCCAUCCUGAGACACUUCAUAAAUUAUCUCGCAAAGAAUCACUCAGGAAAUUAACUGAAAUGCACUGCGAUGAAAUCCGAAACAACAAACUAUCUGACUACAGAAAUCUACUCGAAAGUCAGCAAGGCCCCUUCCUACAAGAGAAACUAAAUGCACUUAAAUUCAUAAGAAGUGAACAAAUUGAAUUACAAUUGCCAGUUACUGUUACUGAACAAGAUAUUAACAAGGUUCAGGCACAAUUAGAACAAUGGAAAAUAAUGGAUGAACAAAAGCAACAAGCUCAGAGAAAGAAGAAGAAUCUAUUGUCAGAUUAAAUGGCGUCUUAUUAUUUAGUGUAAUAAUAUAGAGUUUUAAAGUC